AUGUCACAACCGGAGGAAUCCCCGCAGACGCGAUACAUGCGAAACAUCCAGCUCAUCGAGAGCCAGUUUUUCCAUCAGAUGUCGACUCUGGGAGCACAGCCCGUCUCGCCCCUCAACUCGAAAGUUGGAGCGUUGGGUCCACCCACCGAUCCGUCGGAUUCGCUUUCUAGAUCGCCUAGCCCGCCUCCUCCAGUGCCUCCAAAGACCUACCUCACGCAGAGCCCUCAGCGAUCUCUAUUCAAGACGAGCUUUGCAGAAAAAGACAAGAAUUCAGCCCCAGGACAAAGUCUUUUUGACAAGAGUGCUAGGAGCAGUGUACAGAGCGACUUGUCGGCAUCCGCGUCGUCAAGCCAGUCACGCAAACCUUUUUUCAAACCAAACUUGUCGCUCAAGUCGCAGAAAUCGCUUUUCGAACAGGCUAGUCAACCGGUGGCCAGACCUGCUCUCCGAUCCGACUCUGUUGAAGAGGACGAAUUGCGCGACUCCGUGGGGACCCUGAACUAUUUCGACCGCAAGGGCUACAGAGUGUCCAAUGACGCGUAUAACUCGCUGCUAUUCAAAAACUCAGCCAACUCGAUGGUUAGCAUAGAUGAGGGCCCUGUGAAUAUAAACGAGUUGCCCGACAGCAUCAGGCUAAUUGUCGACUCGCGUCCCAGCGACCAGGUCCAUGAUCUCGACUAUUUCGACGGUGCCCAGUACAGCGCCUUUUGGCUCAUCACGGAAGACGAAGCGCAGACUCUCACAGACUGGAACUCUCUUGAAUUCCAUCGCCAAAACGCAAUUUUCGAGCUGUUUCUGCUCCUGCGAAAGUUUAGGAUAAAUCUGAAGCGCAUGGUUUUUCAUUACGGUCCAGCCUUCAAAGAAGCAAAGAACCUCACAGCAGACCAGAAAGCAGAUUUCCUGAAAACCUUCGUUCCCCUUGCGGCCCUGUACGAGUACCUGGAGAAACUAGUGCGCAAACGGCUGAAACCAGCUUUUGACAACCACUUUUUCGUCAACGACCGCUACGUAUUGGACUGUCUGAAGAACUGGCUAUCGAAGCUUGAGCGCGAUUACGAGUACAUUUCCCGAAGCAUGGUGUAUCUGGCGAAAAUCGCUGCCAACGAACAGUUCAGAGAAUGGAUUCAGGUGGCUGAGCAAACAGACGAGCUGGCUCUGGGAAACAACUAUCUUGCUUCUGCUAGAGAGCUUUUCCACUCGUAUCUUCUUCAAGCUUUUGCUCCAAUGCGACUUAUGGUGCUGGAUCUGAAAAAACUAUACACAAAAAUGGACGACGACAGACUUGUUGCAUUGGCUCAAGACAUUUUUGAUCUCCUCAACAAAAUCAACAAGAUCAGCGACUUUACCACAGAUUUGGACAAAAAAAUCAAAUUGAAUGAAAAACUGGUCUGCACAGACUAUUUAUAUCUGGAAAUGGUGGAUCUGUUCAAUGCUAAGAGAAAGCUCCGUGUUCCGAUAGACGUUAAUCUUCGCACGGCCAUCUCCUCAGACAGUGCCAUUCUCUACCUUCUAGACAACUACCUACUUCCACUGGUCAAACGCGAACAUAGAGAAGCCAGCUACUUACUCAACAAGCCCCCUAUUGCGCUGCAAUAUCUCGAUUACACAGUGCACGAGGAAAAUGGAGAAAAAACAUUAAUCCUGAAAGAUGCCGGAAAUUGUUUCACAUACAACGUCCGGAACGAGCGUGUGGAUGCUCCUACUCUUUUCAAUAAUUUCAUCAAGGACAUUCCAAAAUAUAAGGAUGAACUGUUCACCAGACUGAGCAAAGCAUACGAACUCAAACUAAUCAACGGCACAUCGUUCCAGGUCCCAGUUCCCUAUUACGAAUAUACUGUGCCAUCAAUUGAGAAAAAGGAGCUUGAUCCAGUGCAGCAGGCUCUUGCACAAUCCAAGUUCAAGCCGUACUCUGUCCCUCCAAUCGCCAACACCCAGGUGCUCAGCAUUGACACUUUCCGCAGGGGUAAGGAGCUUUUCUUUGUUGUUGGAACAGCUGACGGACUCUACAUGGGCAAACACGACCAGCCCGCAACGUGGAAAAAGAUCUGUUCGUAUCCAGAUGCCGUCAAAAUUACCAUCAUGCACGAAGAUAUGGGUUUCGUCCUUCUUAAAGACAAGCUCUACAAGGUGGACACAAAGGAUAUCUACGAAUGUUACGAGCAAAAUAUGAUGUGCAACUCCAGACUGUACCAAAUUGCAAAAGGCGUCAACUCGUUUGAAGUGGGUCCUCAAACCAUCCGUCGCGGACCGAUCGUGAUGGAGUGCGAUAUUCUCUUCUGCUGGACGGACAAAAAGAUCAUGUUCAGCAUUGUGACUGCCAGCAACGGAUGGAAGCUGAAGUUCGAGUCAAUGCGGCCAACCUUCAAGGUUCUCGGACUGCAGCUGCUGUACCCAACAGACUUUGUGAUCAGCCACAUCAACGAGAGCAAUCCUAUAUUCUACCUGUCGAACCUCAACACUAUGGGCAACACGCAACUCAACAAGACAGACUCGCAGAGAGACCUCAAAUCGCGUAUUCGUGGACAGAGACCGAUUGCCGCUUUCAAGCAGUUUGUGAACGACAAACACACCGACUACGACCUGCUGCUGGUGUACUCGCGUUACUGCAUGUUUGUGAAGUAUAGCAAAGAGCAGAUCGUGUCGAUUUCGCGAACAGAGAUUCUUCGUUUUGGUUUUGAGGUUCAGGACGCCACGUACGACAGCUACGAGCAGAUCCUCGUUGUCUGCAGCGAGCAGAACGUCGAGAUUUGGAAGAUCUUCAGGGACCGUCAGGCCAAGUCUGAGCUUAUAGGCUGUGUGAUUGGGUCGCAGGCCAGGCUGUUGAACAAGACGCCAGGGAAAAUCAUUAUUGGCGUGAUGAACAGCGAGCACUACGCCGGGAAGGGCAACCAGCUGCUUUUGCACUUGCGCAAGCGCAAAUAG
Molecule: messenger RNA, 2922 nt
Organism: Ogataea angusta
Lineage: Eukaryota; Fungi; Ascomycota; Pichiomycetes; Pichiales; Pichiaceae
Exons: 1
Coding region: 1-2922 (973 amino acids)
Source: RefSeq, a predicted model, not a curated record